Australozyma saopauloensis is the source of this 1116-nucleotide messenger RNA. RefSeq names its product Des1p (gene DES1). The transcript has a single exon. Gene Ontology annotation, biological process: ceramide biosynthetic process. NCBI's taxonomy places the organism in Eukaryota, Fungi, Ascomycota, Pichiomycetes, Serinales, Metschnikowiaceae. Gene Ontology annotation, molecular function: sphingolipid delta-4 desaturase activity. Gene Ontology annotation, cellular component: membrane. The coding region runs from base 1 to 1116 and encodes 371 amino acids. The record is from RefSeq and is a predicted model, not a curated record.
AUGGCCAACAUCACCCACCGUGUAUCCCAGCAGACCUACGAGGUGGAAACUCCUCCUGCGGAUGCAUCUAUAGAAACCUUGAGUGAAUACUACUGGACCAAGGAAGCAGAACCUCAUGCUGCAAGAAGAAAGGAGAUUUUGGCCAAACAUCCCGAGGUGACCAAGUUGACGGGCCACGAGCCCUUGACCAAGUGGUUGGUUGCGAUGGUCGUGGUGCUCCAGUUUUCUGUGGCCUACUAUUUGAGAGAGACGAACCCCUUUACUCUUAAGUUUUUCGCUUUGGCAUACGUGAUCGGAGCCACGUCCAACCAGGCCAUCUUUCUCGCAAUCCACGAGUUGUCGCACAAUCUUCUUUUCAAGAAGCCGCUUGCCAACAAGCUUUUUGCCAUCUUCACCAACUUUCCCAUCGGGAUUCCAUACUCAGCGUCGUUCACUCCAUACCACCAGUUACAUCACAAGUUCCAGGGAGAUGAGUAUUUGGACACAGACUUGCCAACCCGCUUCGAGAGCAUUGUGUUGCUGAAUGUGUUGGGCAAAGUGUUCUUCGCGACGUUCCAGAUCUUGUUCUAUGCUCUCAGACCCAUGUUCAUCACCAACAUCCGCUUCACCUACAUCCAUCUCUUGAAUGUGGUUGCCCAGAUUUUGUUGGAUUUGGCGAUGGUGAAGAUGUGGGGCUGGAACUCGUUUUUUUACUUCAUCAUGUCGUCUUUCCUCGCGGGCUCCUUGCACCCUUGCGCGGGCCACUUUAUCUCGGAGCACUAUGUUUUGAAUAAGAACAAUGUCCCUCGCAGAUCGAUCUCUGCGACCGAGAAAGAGAAUGUCUCGCCCCAGCUUCUUCCCGCCGAAACAUAUUCAUACUAUGGUUCUUUGAACUUGGUGACCUGGAAUGUAGGCUACCACAAUGAGCACCACGACUUCCCAUUCAUUGCAUGGACCAAGUUGCCUGAGCUUAAAAGAAUUGCCAGUGAGUUCUAUGAUCCUUUGCCACAAGUAGAUUCUUGGUGCCGCGUUUUGUGGGACUUCUGCUUCGAUGACGUGAACACCUUGUGGUGCAGAGUCAAGAGACCAGGAUCUGAGCGCCACGGUUCCAGAAUUAGGGGGUUGGAUAAAAAUUAA